This is a messenger RNA of Arabidopsis thaliana (thale cress), 3032 nucleotides long. RefSeq names its product TBP-associated factor 4 (gene TAF4). Gene Ontology annotation, cellular component: transcription regulator complex; nucleus; transcription factor TFIID complex. Gene Ontology annotation, molecular function: protein heterodimerization activity. The record is from RefSeq and is marked reviewed. The transcript has 14 exons. The coding region runs from base 88 to 2484 and encodes 798 amino acids. Gene Ontology annotation, biological process: transcription by RNA polymerase II; DNA-templated transcription initiation. NCBI's taxonomy places the organism in Eukaryota, Viridiplantae, Streptophyta, Magnoliopsida, Brassicales, Brassicaceae.
UUAGGACUAAUCUUAUAACAUCUGUUUCCUAUUAAUUCAUCUACGCCGAGAGCUCUCUUUCUCUCUUUGCCUUCCCCAGCUAUUUCAAUGGAUCCUUCAAUUUUCAAGCUCCUUGAAGAAGAUGAGGAUGAAUCGAUGCAUUCAGGAGCUGACGUAGACGCGUUCCAAGCUGCUCUGAAUCGUGAUAUUGAAGGUUCUAUGACAACUUCAAUACCCCACGUGACAAACCCAGGAAACAACCAUUCUUCCAGGCAGCAGUUUUCGACAUGGAAGAAUGGUAUUGGAGAUUCUAAUAUCAAUGUCCAGACUCAGCAUAGCCUUGAAAGUACUCAGAUGAAGGAGCAAGAAGGAUCGACUUUAGAAAAUCAACAUCAACAUGAUUUGAAACGCGCAAAUGAACCUCAUUUACAACACAACCAGCCUCAAGACCUUCAUCGAGCUGGUCAACUCUGGGAGAAUCCCUCGCAGGUCCCCCAAUCAACUGGGUUACCGAUUAGUGAAAAGAAUCCUACUGGUAAUGAAUCAGAUAGAUCCCAUAAUCAAGAGAGUGAAUCUCAGUAUAUGAAACUGCAAAAGAUGAGUAGUCAACAGGCUCGGGGAGUGGAACCGCCUGUUAACCCUAUGAAUGUUAACCCUAUAAACCGCAACCCUAAGCAAGUACCAUUUGCUGCUUUGCUUCCUACUUUAAUGAACCAACUCGAUAAAGAUAGAGCACUGCAGCUCCGUACCCUAUAUGCUAGACUUAAGAAAAAUGAAAUCCCCAAAGAGGGGUUCACACGACAUAUGAAAGAUAUUGUGGGCGAUCAGAUGCUCAGGAUGGCAGUUAGUAAACUCCAGCAGGUGAACUAUAACCAGGGAAAAAUUGGAAUUCAAGCUCCUUCUACUGAAAUCAAUAAUCAAAAAUCUCAGUCUGAUCCUCGUGCAGUCCAUCUUAACCAACUACCGUCCUCAGCUUCAGGCACCUUAGGCAGUUCAGUUCCGGUACAGGGACUUACCAAACAUCCGCAGCACCAGAUGCAGCAUCCACCAAGUUCUUUUCCUAUGUAUACCACUUCUGGUAGUUUUCAUUCAUUCCCGGGUCCAAACACCAAUGCUUCUGGUUCCACGUUGAGACCUCACCUUCAUGAUUCCCAUAUGAGACAUGUGGCACAUAACCAGCCUAUGGGAUCAACUGGUCUUGGAGGACCGCCCCAGUCUACCACAAACAUGAUGACUAUGCCCAAGUUUGAGAGGCCAAGUUCUGUAAAUGAUCCGAGUAGGGUUCAGGGUGGCGCUACAUCGCACUUCCAGAACAGCUCAUCAUUGCCUCUAAAUUCUGCACCUGGUCAAGGAUCAUCAGUGUCCCACGUAAAGCAGGAAUCAGUUGAUCAAAGUUUUGAAAAGAAUAAUGCAGCCUCAAUGACUUCGAAUGAGGACUUAGAGAAGGAGUCCUCUAGAAUGGUUUUAUCCACGCCUAACAACAUGGCGCCUGCAAGCUCUGUUUCUCCUUCCAUGACAACUCAACUAGACGCCAGCACAACUAUGAAUUCUCGUGGCCCAUUGGGAACCUCUCAAGGAGGAGCUAAUGCUAGGAUGCCACCCAAAAAGCCUUCUGUUGGUCAGAAAAAACCUCUUGAGACAUUAGGUUCUUCACCUCCACCACCAAGCAAGAAGCAAAAAGUAGCAGGGAAUUCUAUGGAUCAAAGUAUUGAACAGCUCAAUGAUGUCACUGCAGUCAGUGGUGUUAAUCUCAGGGAAGAGGAAGAACAAUUAUUUUCUGGGGCCAAGGAAGAUGGUCGUGUUUCCGAAGCAUCUCGGAGAGUUGUGCACGAAGAAGAAGAAAGAUUAAUCUUGCAGAAGAAUCCUCUGCAAAGAAAGCUGGCGGAAAUUAUGGCUAAAGCCGGGUUAAAGCAGAUAAGCAAUGAUGUCGAACGGUGCUUAUCUUUGUGUGUGGAGGAAAGGAUGCGAGGACUAUUAUCCCAUAUAAUUCGGUUGUCAAAGCAGCGGGUUGAUGCUGAGAAAUCUAGGCACCGGACUUUUAUCACAUCAGAUAUUCGGCUACAAAUCAACGAAAUGAAUCAGAAGGUGAAGGAAGAAUGGGAGAAGAAACAGGCUGAAGCAGAAAAGCUUAAGAAACCGAGUGAGAGUGAAGAAGGUGAUGGUGGAGUUGACAGUGAGAAGGAUAAAGAAGAUAAUCGUUCAAAGGGUGUGAAGGGAAAUAAAGAGGAUGACGACAAAAUGAGAACGACAGCUGCAAAUGUUGCUGCUCGUGCUGCUGUCGGAGGAGAUGAUGCGUUCUUAAAAUGGCAAUUAAUGGCUGAAGCUCGUCAGAAAUCUGUAUCUGAAGCUGGUAAAGAUGGGAAUCAGAAAACUACUUCAGGUGGAGGAAAGAACUCCAAAGAUAGACAAGAUGGUGGACGACGGUUUUCUGGUACUGGUGAGUCCAUCCUUUUUAACUUGUUUCCCCUAGCAAAGCCGAUGAACAAACCGAUAAACCCUCCUUGAAAGCAUGAAAUGCUGCUAGUGUUAGGAAAUGCUAAGAAUCUAGCUGUGGUGUGGGGAUUGUCUAUCGAGUUAGUUCCUCACGGUUUUGGUUUGCGAUGAUGAGCUUUGGAUUCUUGUUUGCAGGUGGUCGAAGAGUAGGGAAAAACCAAGGUUCGUCGCUUCAACCGAAAGUGGUGAGGACAAUCUCUGUGAAGGAUGUGGUUGCGGUCCUCGAAAGAGAGCCACAGAUGUCCAAAUCCACUCUGAUGUAUCGAUUAAUUCAAUAGAAAGAAGAAUCAUUAUAUUUAUAAGCUUCUGAUGAUAAUUUAAUCGUCAAGGCCCCAAGUCAUUUAUUUUUAUACCAUUGUGAUUUGUUUCUGUUAUGUUCAUUGUUUUUUCAUGGCCAUUUCAACUCAAACGUCAAUUUACAACACAUCUUCUAGUGACUCAUAUCUCAAUACUUUGCAUCCAAUGCAAAAUUGAAAGACAAAAGUACUCUUUGUUAAAUCAUAUACAGUAUGUAUCACACCGUCUAGUUAGCGACUGGACCCAUCAAAUAAAUAAUCACA